Messenger RNA from Theobroma umbraticum, 2364 nucleotides. RefSeq names its product Zinc finger C-x8-C-x5-C-x3-H type family protein. NCBI's taxonomy places the organism in Eukaryota, Viridiplantae, Streptophyta, Magnoliopsida, Malvales, Malvaceae. The record is from RefSeq and is a predicted model, not a curated record. Gene Ontology annotation, molecular function: mRNA binding; metal ion binding.
AAACAGUUGGGGUUUUUUUGGUUGAGUGUAAGAAAGAAGGAAGAGAAGGGGAAGAGAGAGAGAGAGAGAUUUCUGUUUUUUUUUGGCUUUCUCUCUCUUAGUUUUUUUUGUUGCUUAUUGUGUUCUGCUUUCUCUCUCUAGAGAGGAAGACAUAGACACACACAGAGACACCCAUUUGAUCGGAUUACAAUUGGUUGUUUGGGUUGUUUGGGUUGUUGGCCGUACGUUAAAUGGAGCGGGGCCCAGAGUCCGAUCCGCAACCGGAAUGGACAGCUCCGGGACCCGAAACGGGGCUCGAAGAGCCGGUUUGGCGGUUGGGAUUAGGAGGUGGCCCGGAAUCGUACCCGGAGCGACCCGAAGAAGCUGAUUGUAUUUACUAUUUGAGGACUGGGUUUUGCGGUUACGGCUCAAGGUGUCGAUUCAAUCAUCCACGUGACCGUGCCGCGGUUAUGGGAGCUGGAAGAGGUGGUGUGGGGGAGUAUCCGGAGAGAGUGGGCCAGCCAGUUUGUCAGUAUUAUAUGAGGACAGGGACAUGUAAAUUUGGUGUUUCCUGUAAGUACCAUCAUCCCAAGCAGGGAGGUGGUUCUGUUAGCCCUGUGCUACUAAAUUAUUAUGGAUACCCGUUACGUCCGGGUGAAAAGGAGUGUUCUUACUAUGUGAAGACGGGGCAGUGUAAGUUUGGUGCAUCAUGUAAAUUCCAUCAUCCUGCACCACCUGCUGCACAGGUUCCAGCACCAUCUCCAGCUCCUCCAGUUGCAUCUGUACCAACACCAGUUCCUGCACCUGCGUUAUAUUCCACAGUGCAGUCCCCAUCUGGCCCUUCCUCUCAACAAUAUGGAGUUGUAAUGGCAAGGCCUCCCCUGAUGCCAGGCUCAUAUAUGCAAAGCCCCUAUGGUCCCUUGCUGCUUCCCCCAGGCAUGGUUUCUGUUCCAAGUUGGAAUCCCUAUAUGGCACCUGUCAGCCCUGGUACUCAACCCACUGUUGGAUCAAGCUCAAUUUUUGGGGUAACUCCAUUAUCUCCUUCAGCACCUGCCUAUACUGGACCUUAUCAACCUGUACCUACUAGUGUUGGUCCUUCAAGUAGUAGUCAGAAGGAGCAGUCAUUUCCAGAGAGACCUGGCCAACCAGAAUGUCAGUAUUAUAUGAAAACAGGUGAUUGUAAAUUUGGUUCCUCCUGUAGAUAUCAUCAUCCACCAGAAGUGAUUGCACCAAAGCCAGAUGUCAUCCUCGGCCCUCUUGGUCUUCCUCUUCGUCCAGGUGCACCACCUUGCUCUCAUUAUUCACAACGUGGAGUCUGCAAGUUUGGAGCUGCUUGCAAAUUUGAUCAUCCUACGGGAACCUUAAGUUAUAGUCCAUCUGCAUCUUCCCUUGCUGAUAUGCCUGUUGCACCCUAUCCUGUUGGAUCUACAAUUGGUACUCUAGCUCCAUCAUCCUCAUCUUCGGAGUUACGACCAGAUCUUAUUUCGGGGUCCAGCAAGGACCCUGCUACAGCUGUAAUGUCUUCAUCAGUGAGCACAUUGAGUGAAUCAGUUGGUUCAGUUUUCUCUGAAGGUGCACCUAUUCCUCAGUCAAGCAUACAACAGUCUAGUCAGAGUUCUUCCUCUUCUACUGGCAGUGGCAGCAGCAGCACUGAGGGGCGCACUUCAAGCUAAGACAAGAGAAGCAACUGCCUCAAUCCCCUUUUUUUGAUCAAGGUCAUGAACCAAAACAUUAUUUUUUGUGCAAGUCUUCAAAAAUAGGAGGCUUCAUUUCUUUAUUAUCAUGGUUCCACGAUUCGGGUCUAGCACACAGCAGUUCUGAUCAUCUCUGUGUUCAUAUAAUCUUCAUAGGGCCAUCUCUUCCAUCUUCAAUAAGCCCAUGGCCAAACCCUAAAAAGUUUAGCAAACCCCAUACACCUUGCUUUUGAAUAACCAUUGAAGAACCUGCAGUUACACAAGGGAGAUCUGUGUCAACCCAUCCAAUUUUUGGAGUCUGUUGCGUUUGUUUAUGGUCUGAUCUUUUUCCGAAACAAAAGAUCGGUCCCACAGCAUUCUUCCUUUUUACAUCAACUGUGUGUUCAUGUCCAUCAUUCUUAGAUUUUUGUUUUCAAUUUGGGAACAAAUUUCCAAUUCAACCUUAGAAAGGAACUUGAAGGCGUUCUUGUUCCCCCACUUUUUUUAUCAGGGGUUGUUGUGAAGAAGAGAAGUAAUCAAAGAGAACUCCAAGGAGGCAUCAAAAUGUGACUAUAUGUGGGAUUAGAUACAUAAUUAUGUUGUGACAAUGGAAAUGCUUGACAACGUUCGAUAAAUUUAUUAUGAUAUACGAAUAUAUGAGAAUUACUCCUGACUGUAAUAAAUGUCCAUGGUCACUUCAAUUUCAUUAUCA